GGAGGAGCAGGUUGGGUGAGCGUCUCAGGUGAAACUCAGACUCACGAUUGGAUCCACCUGUUCACAUCUCUCAGGCACCGAGAGGGACCACAUUUACUCCCAUUUACUCCUCUGGCUGAUUCAUCUACCUGUGACUUUAAGGAAAGAGCAAGUUCUCCAUAAGGAAGGAACAUGGAGCCUCUCCCACUUCUCUCACUGUUCCUAUUGGCAGUUGUCCAUUUUGAGCCGGGCAAAUCUCAAGAGGGAGUUCAGAGCCGCAUUGUUGGAGGACACGAUGCUUCAAAGGGAAUGUUCCCGUGGCAGGUCAGCCUGAGGUACCAAAAUAAACACGUGUGUGGUGCAACUCUCAUCAGCUUAAACUAUAUCCUGACAGCUGCACACUGCUUCCCCUCAGACCACAUAAUGAGUGAUUACUCCGUAAACCUGGGGGUCCUCGAGCUGGACGUCCCUAGCUCAGACUCCCAACUUCUAAAACUGAAGGAAAUAAAAAUCCACCCUUCCUACUCGCACGACACUUCCUCCGGUGAUGUGGCACUCGCUGCCCUCAACCCCCCUGCAGCCUUCUCCAGCGCAGUCCAACCCAUCUCUCUGCCCAGUGACAAUGUGCAGUUCCCUAUUGGCUUGACCUGCCAGGUCACCGGCUGGGGCAAUAUCCGACAGGGAGUGAGUCUCUCGGGGGCCAAAGCCCUGCAGGUGGGGAAUGUGAAGAUUAUCAGCCGUCAGACCUGCAACUGUCUCUAUCACAUCGCACCUUCCUCAGACUCUCUGGGUUCCAUCCAACAAGACAUGAUCUGCGCCGGCUCAGCAGCGGGGAGCGUGGACGCCUGUCAGGGAGAUUCCGGGGGUCCUCUCACCUGUACCGUGAAUGGUAAAUCCUACCUGGCAGGAGUAGUUAGUUGGGGUGACCAAUGUGGAGCAGCAAACAGGCCUGGAGUCUAUAUCCUAAUCUCUCUCUAUGUCAACUGGAUCAGGAGCAUCGACCCCAGUGCAACGGUCCAGUACGUCACCGUGAACAUUCCCUCUGACCCACAGAACGACGGCGGCUGCGUUGGUGCAGACGGAAAGUUUUAUAACAACCCGAAUGGAGCCUCCAUCUUUCUCGUGACCUUUGCAGCGCUGCCUUUCUAUUGGUUAACGACCUAUAUCCUGAGCGACUUCUAAAGACUGGGGCAUAAGCCACAUGGACCUAUGGAAAGGCCUCGGGCGGGUCAUUAUAUUGGGUGCACAGCCCAGACUGGAGAUGGUGGAGCAGUCACUGAAUGUUCCUCUAUGUUACAGAACAGAUUUACUGUAUGAUCAGCAGCCAAUAAAGCCUGUAGUAUCUGUCUGACAUAAA
Molecule: messenger RNA, 1336 nt
Organism: Xenopus laevis (African clawed frog)
Lineage: Eukaryota; Metazoa; Chordata; Amphibia; Anura; Pipidae
Gene: prss8.L
Product: prostasin
Exons: 6
Coding region: 172-1161 (329 amino acids)
Source: RefSeq, a predicted model, not a curated record